GUCUUUUUUAUUGCAAAUGUGGGAACUUUUCCCAUGAAAAUUCCCAACUUUAGUUUUCUCAUUGACACAAGUUCAGCUUUAUAUUUUCUCACUAUGGAGGACCCUUUGGUGACCUUUGAGACUACAGAUGAUAUGCUGAGACUACAUUUUGUAGUUGAGGCUUUAUAAAAUGUCCGGCUGUGAGCAGAACACUACAGAUACCAAGAAAACUAACAUGAGAAAGAACAAGAACGGAUUCCUAAAAUUUAGUAUACCAGGUAUGGGAUUUCUAAGAAAAUUACAGCAAUACCGUCGUCUACCUAAGGAACCUGCUGCACACCACCUUGAAGAAGAACUUGAAAGAUUAACCUGUAAAAUUGACAAUCUUCUGAGUAGAAUAGAUAGCCAAGAUCUAGAGCUCCCUGCCACACAAGAAGAAGAGUGUGUGGUGUGCGGGACUAACAAAGCUACAAUGCAGACGCUUCCUUGUGCUCAUAAGGUUGUAUGUAGACAAUGUUUUGUCCGAACAAUACAAAUGGCUGUUGCAUUAAAACGUUUGCCCCUUCGAUGCAUUCUAUGCCGUGCAAAGGUGCUGAAAUUGCAUCAAGAUGGGAAGAGGGAGGAACAACUCCCUAAAUCAGUAUCGGGAUACAAUAUUGCAAAUAACAUAUCUUUUGGUUCUAACUACUCAUUUACUUCAGGUGUCUCGGCGGUAUCCUCGGAGAGUUCGUCUUCAAGAAAAUCUACCUUAGUAAGAGAUUUCUCGUUUUCCAGUUUAUCCAACUUUCAAAAUGUAAACCUGCUCAACAAAUCUCAAAUACCGAGAUCUAAGAGUGGAAGCUUUGCCAAUAGACAAGCUAGACAAUCAAGAUCUCCCUCUCCUGCUGGAAACACGCGCUCCCGAUCUGUAGAAGGUGGGACUCCGAGUAUUAAGAUUGAUCAGACACCCAGUGAUGAAAGUUUAUUCUCUGGGUCUCCAGUUUCACCAUCAUCCCCCGGUCCUUAUUUACCAAAACCCUCACCAUUCCUUCCAGGGUCACGCUCGCCUUGGUCUUCAACCCCACCAAUCUCUCCAAUAUAUCUUGGAGAUGGAGAAAGGGUUUUCUGUACCAGAGGAACAACUAGGCUUAGUACCCCUCUCUCUCCUAUCAAGGAAAGUCGUAAGGAAAUGGGAAGUUUGGGCGAGCUUCAAUGUUCUCCAUGUAAAGAAGUUCCAUUAAAACUGCAAGAUGCUCCAAGGAGACCAAGCAGUAGGAUAAGAUGCACAGAGAAGAUAAUAAGCCAACUAGAUACCGAUACUCUUUCUAGCAUUGGACAAUCACAGAGCGAGUUGGAUAAUCACUUUGGCUUGUUCGGAAAGUACUCUAAAAAAGGACUAAAAAAUCUGGAAUCCAAAGAUCCGGAAGUAUCAAACUCCAAGAUUAAAACCUUAAAAACAGUAUCAUUUAAAGAUUAAUAUUAUAUUAUUUUGUGUUUUAUUCUUAAAACAUUGCCAUCUUUUAUCUUACAGAUAUUGUCCCCCCCCCCACUCCACCACACCCCAAUUUAAAUCCUACUUCAUUAAAAAUUCAAAGUUAAUCCAUUGUAGAAUUUGACGAAGUUUUUAUGUUAUUAUGAAGUGAAGAAGACCAAUCUUUUGACUGAAAAGAAUUCUUUGAAUCUUUUUAUGAUUGCUGAAGUACAUCAUCAUAAUUUUUUUAAAAUUUCUUUUAAUAAUCUUAUCGUAUACAAGGUUUGGACAGACGAUUUAAUUUCUAUGUUGGGUAAUGGUUGUAAUCAUAAAUAUAGCAGAUAGUAUAUCUGUUCCAGAUCUAGAACUAUGAAACAAUUUACAAAGUGAUGACAUUUAUUCUAAGAAAAAAAUAAAUGAAUUGAAAUUUAAACCCCCAAAAUAUUCCGCAAUAAACCCAAGGGCAUUACAUUCUUUCUUUAACAACUGGUUUUUUGGUUUGAAGCAAUUUUUAUUGAACUCUUUUCUUUUAUUUGACUUUUUUAUCCCGCAUGGUUUUUAAUAGUUAUACAACUCUUUUAACAAUAAAAGUUAGUCCGAAUUUAGAACAUUUUAUUUUUGCCUCCCAGAGAAUACUUAAAUGUUUUUUUUUUGUAAGUUUCUAUUUUUAUUUUUUUUAUUUGUUUUAAAUUAUACACAUUUCACAUUUCACUUUAUACACUGUUUCAGAACUUAAACGUAAAUAUAAGAUUUAAAGAUUAAUUAAAGAAGAAUUGAAAUCUGUCGAUUCCAAAUGUCCAAAUUUUGAAAUAUAAAAGAUACGUGUACUCAAUCAAUAUAAAAGGUACGUGUACUCAAUCAAUAUAAAAGGCACGUGUACUUAAUCAGUUUGAUGAGGAAAAAAAUUAAGAUGAGUAAUCAGAUACUGAAAAUCUUCUCUGUUUUAAAUGAUUCAGGCUUUUAAUUGAUUCCUCACCAGCUUUUAUAAGGAAUAUAUAUAUGUUUGAGGUCGGCAUGGUUUAACAUUGUAUAAUUUAAGAGCCUAUAAUAAUUGUGAUUGCUCGGUGAAACCCUUUAAAAGUUGAUCCAGGCUCGUAGAUAUUUCCCAUGGAUCAAGAAUGUAAGGCAAGGAAAGGUUAUUGCGGUCGUGUAUACUCUGCGUACAUAUUGAAACCAGUUCUCUUUGGGCG
This is a messenger RNA of Eurytemora carolleeae, 2619 nucleotides long. RefSeq lists its product as uncharacterized. Bases 170 to 1435 code for a protein of 421 amino acids. The record is from RefSeq and is a predicted model, not a curated record. Lineage: Eukaryota; Metazoa; Arthropoda; Copepoda; Calanoida; Temoridae. The transcript has 11 exons.